This is a messenger RNA of Glarea lozoyensis ATCC 20868, 651 nucleotides long. RefSeq lists its product as uncharacterized. Lineage: Eukaryota; Fungi; Ascomycota; Leotiomycetes; Helotiales; Helotiaceae. The transcript is spliced from 5 exons. The record is from RefSeq and is a predicted model, not a curated record. The coding region runs from base 1 to 651 and encodes 216 amino acids.
AUGUCUUUCCAGGACAAAGCUCAAGGCUAUGUAGCCAACCUUGAUAAGGAGCUCUCCAAGUACCCUGUCAUCAACAACUUCGAAAAGCAAACCUCGAUCCCAAAAUCUUACGCUGUCCUCGGGCUCGCAGCGUCAUAUUUCUUUUUCAUCUUCUUCAACAUCGGAGGUCAACUUUUGACCAACUUUGCUGGAUUUGUGAUUCCCGGAUACUACUCCCUCGAGGCUCUUUUCUCCGCUGGUCGCGCCGAUGAUACUCAGUGGCUCACUUACUGGGUAGUCUUUGCCUUUUUCACGGUCUUCGAGUCUCUUGUUAGCGCCGUCUACUGGUUUCCAUUCUACUACACAUUCAAGUUUAUCCUCGUUCUCUGGUUGGCACUUCCUUUCACCAGCGGCGCUCAAAUCGUAUUCCGAUCAUUUAUUCACCCAGUCUUCGGACGAUACUUCAGCCACGGCUCCAAGAUCAAUGCUGGGGUUUCUGACAAGACGUUCAAGGGAACGAAUUUAUGGACGUCUAUGAAACCACAGAUGCAGCUGCCUAACCGGCAAACGAGCCCGGAUGUCGGUGUUGGAAUGGAGAACUACGGGUGGGACAACGACAGUGGAUAUGAGUUAACGAUUCUGGGUCAUGAGGAUGGAUUUCGUUUAGGCUAG